Nilaparvata lugens (brown planthopper) is the source of this 4821-nucleotide messenger RNA. Its product is annotated as pro-resilin. Gene Ontology annotation, cellular component: extracellular matrix. Lineage: Eukaryota; Metazoa; Arthropoda; Insecta; Hemiptera; Delphacidae. Bases 130 to 927 code for a protein of 265 amino acids. The record is from RefSeq and is a predicted model, not a curated record. The transcript has 3 exons.
GGGAGAUUGAUUAAGAGAUCAGAGGCGACAGGGAGAAAAGAAAGGCCUCCUAUAUAACUCGGUGCCAUGUGAGCGACCACUGUCCAGUGUUUCCACAGUCAACCACUGAGAUCAUCAGCUUUCAUCAAAAUGGGUUUACCACUACUCAAGAUUUGCACAACACUUGCUCUGAGCUUGUCAACGUGGGUGUAUGCAGAUCACAUUGGCUCAUCAUACGGUGCACCAUCGCACAAUGGCGGUGGAGGCAGCUCGUAUGGCGCACCCUCGUUCGGAGGCGGUGGAGGCAGCUCGUAUGGCGCACCCUCGUUUGGAGGCGGUGGUGGCGGCGCCAUAACCUCUGCUUACAGCAUCCCAUCCUCAGCUUACGGUGCACCGUCGGCAGGUUAUAGUGGCGGAGGGGGUGGAGGAGGCUACGGAGAUGGAGAUCAUGGACGACACGAACAAUAUGAACAUCCCAAACCAUACGAGUUCGGCUACUCGGUGAAGGAUCCGCACACGGGCAGCGACUUCAAGCAGCAGGAGACGUCAGACGGGCACACGGUGCGAGGCCAGUACAAGGUGCACUUGCCAGACGGACGCGUGCAGAUCGUCACCUACACGGCCGACUGGAAGACGGGCUUCCAUGCAGACGUCAAGUAUGAGGGUGAAGCUGUCUACCCGUCCACCUACGGCCAUAGCGGGGGCGGAGGCGGCUACGGAGGCGGCAGCUCCACCUACGGCGUGCCGUCAACUAGUUUCAGUCACGGCGGGGGCGGCGAUUAUGGUGGCUCCGGUGUCAGCACCGCCGUCGGCACUUCCUACAACAACCUGGGUGGGGGCGGUCACGGUGGUGGAGGCGGCGGAUAUUCGAGCAGUAGUGGAGGCGGUGGAUAUCCAUCGGCCGGCUAUCAUCAAUCGGAAUCCUCCUACUCGGUGCCUGGAUACUGAAUCAGAAAACCACAUCAAUAACAACAAAGAUUAUUGCUGUACAUUGGAUUUUUGACUGAGCUCGAAUGUCAAAAUAAUUAAAAGUCUUUCCGAACUCAAUAUGAGUGGAGAGAAUGUUGUACAAAAUAUCAUAUUCUACUAGAUGUAAUGUAGGUGUUAAAGCUCAAUGAAUGGCCACUAUGAAAACCUCAAGGUUUUCUUUAAUAGGUUUAAAUCACAAUAUUCCAAAAAUUUCCAAGCUCAAGUUGAAUCACAGCCUUUAACUCAUCACGAGAAGGACCAUGGUUUUAGUUUUCAAAUGACAACCAGCGGCUUUCUCGUUAUGCGCUAUACGCCCUAUACCCUAUAUACAUCAUAUUCAUAAAACCCCAUACCCUAUAUCCCAUAUCUCUAGUUGACUAAUGCCAUGCUCAACGAACAGACAACUCCGUCAUUAAAUAUCGUUCUAAAAAUCAGGUCUAGUUUUAGCCUCUAUCAGUUGACUGAAACUUACCAUAUCUAUGAUGAUUUAUAAUAUUACUAUCAAAACUCAAUGCUUUCAAAUUGCACUGAUCUAUCAACUGAAUGAACGUUGCCACUAUGUACCGAAUUGUUCAGAAGCCAUGGCAUUAUUCUAAUAGACAUGGCUGUGGUUGAAUUCAUUAUUUUAUCUCCAUUCGAUACGGAUACUGCAAACACUGCAAACUCCUAAUUUGGACACUGCAAAUAUUUGAGAAGUUUGACAUUUUUCCCACUUGAAUUUUAUGAAAAUGUAGUAACGGUAUACCAAGUCUUUUCACCUACUGGUAGUAAUUUUAAAUAAAAAUAUUUUUUCUAUGUCGUUUCGCUGGACAGACUAUAAAUAGUUGAUCUUAUUUCCUACAUGUAGGGCAUUAUGAAUUAUUGACAAGAAGGAAAUUCAAAUUACAUCAGUUCAUUGCUUUGUUCCUGAAAAUUACUAAAAAUCCUUUGCUUGAAAUUCGAAAGAGAUAAAUAAGAAUAAAACUGAUGAUUUAUAUAAGUUGGUGAUCCCAACAUUUUACCAAAUAGAGAUAUAUGUUACCUUAUUGGAGUAUCAUAAUGUGUUAAGAAGAUGGUCUUCUGACAAUUGUUGUAAUUUAUUGAUAUUAGUUUGUAAUUAUUUUUUAUUAUAUUUAUUCGUAUAAAAGUUUUCUUUAUAUUUUCCUUCUCUAUUGUACAUUUUCUCCUCAACCAAGCAGAUGAUUAGGAAAUUUAAGGAACCCGUAGUAGGCAUAUUCAAAUUCCAAUAAUUGGAAGACAAGAAUUUAUAAAAAUCGUUGAUAAAAAGACUUGAAUUAACAAAAUUAAUAUCUUAUUCGAAUAACAACCAACCACUUCUAGUAGAUCUACAGACUAUUCAUAUAUAAAAAUAAUAUUGGAGAGUGUAAUAUUAUUAAAUGUUGUAUAAUUAUAAAUGUUACGAUUUUUCAAAUAUGUUCCGGAUAUUUAAAUGUAGCAAACAAAUUUCAAGGGUCCCAUAUAGUUGAUGUUGAUGUAAACAAAAAGAAUCCAAGUCUUGAUACAGUAAAUUAUUAUAUCAAUCAUGAUUUGAAGAUCAGAACCAAAAUUUAGAGAAUAACUUAAUCAUUCGUCCAUUUUUCAUGAAUUUCUCAUUUGAAGAGAGGGUAAUACAACAAAGAACACAUCAUGUUACAUCAAAUUCAACGUUCAUUAUAAAGCCGCAAAAUAUCAAGUUUGACGUAUUGAAGGGAUAUAAUAUCAAUUUAUAGAAUAUAAAUAUAAUCCAAAGAUUUAUUGCCCACAUAAAUCUUUAAAGUCUAUUUUUGAGCCAGUGAGUCCAGUAACUUGUUAUUUUUACAUUUCUAUAGAAUCACUCUACAGUUAUUUCAAUUAUUUUUACUUUUCGGUCUCUCAUCAGUAUAUUAUCCAAACCAUAAAAAAAUUAGGUAACACAAGACAAUAAAAAUUCCAGUUGUAAUAAAUAUUACCUUCUCAUUCGUUUGUUAAUAUUGAGUUUGUUUCUUGUUACACUGUUAAAUACUUGAAGGAAUAAAAACAUAUUUCAAUUUCAAUAUUGGCAUAACCAGAAGUGCCUGAGUACGGUAUCUUGCCUGAUGUAGAAUUGCAUAAAUGAAUUUUAAAAUGAAAAAGUUUAUAAUGAAGACAUAUAAAUAACAAAUUUAUGACCUACAAUGCAUACAUUUAUCAGAUUCAAAAUAAGCAUAAUUAAUAUUGAGUAAUUAUGUAAUUGACCAAUGUUUCUGUUAUAUCCUUGAUAUUUCAAGAAUAAUUUAUGACUUGGUAUUUAUUCACCCACGUCAAUGGAAAAUUAGUCACACCGGUUUAUGAAUUUUUCUACUCAACUUGAUUGGUGAUUAUACUUUGUGUGACUGCACUUCAAAGUUGAAUUAUCGUCCUUCAUUAUGAUAAAAUAGGAGUGAUUAAUUAUUACAGCAGAAAAAUGAGAGAAAUAAUAAAAAGGAAGGUCUCACAAAACAAAGGAAUUUCUCUGUAAAAAUUAAUGAGAGAUCAACUUUUUAAUCAUUCUGCUAUAAGAUUCUUUUGAUACUUUUGAAAUGAAAGAUUCUUUUGAAUUCCUAAUAAAUUCAUAAAUAUUAUAGUAUAAAAUUGAAUAAAUUACAUGUUGAAAAAUGAGUCACAGUGAUUAAAAGUGAAUUAGGGAAACGAUUAAAUUAAAAGGAAAACAUUUCUAUUCAUUCAAUCAUUAGCAAAAUAAUAUAUUUCACGCUACAGUCUUGAUUAACUUCUAAACACUUCCAACGUGGAUAUUUGAGUAGACUUUUAAAUAUUAUAGGUAUAUAAUAAUAUAUUUAUUCAACAUAGACUAUUGAAUAAUAUAACAGUCUAGCCUAUUAGGCACUUCUACUGUCUAAUAUCUAGGGUACCCAUCCUCUACAACCUGUCUGUCAGCCUUCUACAGCAUAGUAAUGUGUAUUACCAUUUGUUUUUCGACUGUUACUCUGUUAUAUUUUUGCAUUUUAUGCUAUGUGGCCUGCAUUAUUAUUGAGGAUGAGGAUUCAAUUCAAUUCAAAAGAAUUGUUAGAAUAUAAAAUCAGUCUAAGCAGUGACAUUUUGUGCAGAAGAGUAGUAGUGGACAUCCUAUUUAGGCUACCGGUAUUGAUUCAUAGUAGGCUAUUGAUUCAUCAAUAGAUAUUGAAGUUCAAAUUUUUAGUAGUCAUUUAUAUACAUUGCAUGGAAAAAUUAGGUACUAGAAGAUAAUAUCUUCCAUAUCAUGGAAGAACAUUUUUAUCUUUCCCAUAUUAUGGGAUUGCACUGGUACAGCACGAUUAAGGUAGGUAUAAAACCCACAUCAUUAAAUUGUACCCUAACCACCAAUCAGCUCACUGGAAUAUUUUCUUUAUCACACCCCACAUUUGAACUUCCAUCGACAUGAGAGAGUGAAUUAAUUCUAUACCUCCCGAAAUAAAGAUAAUCGAUCUUAGAAGAGCCUAUUAUUUCCAUUUAGGCUGUUCAGAUGUGUUUUUCUCAGCAAAUCCGUUCUCUUGAGGUGUGUAUCAUUCCUCAUGAUCGACCAACAUGUCGAUCUUGACUUGCUAGUUGCAUUCUAUAUAGACAGAGAGCAGCAGUUGAUGACUAACCAGUUGAUAAUACCACUUGUAUCAAUAGUUAUAUCAAUACUUAUAUCAAUCGACUGCCUCUGGACUUUAAUGUAUUAUUAUCUUAUGAUAGAAUGUGUUAUGAAUAUGGUAAAUGUGUUCAAAUGUGAUAUAACACUUUUAUACCAAAGUAUGAAACUGUAUUUAUAAUAUGCAUAAACUUUGAUACUGGUAUGAAUACCAGUGGACCAGUGGACGAGUGGACUUUCUGGACUACCGUAGUGUUUCUUAUAAAAAUAUAAAAAAUCUCAAUUUUGCUAUUCCAAAUACCGUAAAAAUAAAAAUUGUCUUCUUA